Messenger RNA from Spodoptera littoralis (African cotton leafworm), 1822 nucleotides. The record is from the annotation of a GenBank genome assembly. NCBI's taxonomy places the organism in Eukaryota, Metazoa, Arthropoda, Insecta, Lepidoptera, Noctuidae.
UUUUCUAAUCUCCACUUCUCUUGUUCCAGCAUCUUCACAGGCGCCUCCAGGCUUCAAUCUCCCGGCGAUUAUGCAUGUCGAUCGGAACUGGAAUGUGAUGCCCACGGAACCGGUAGGAUCCUUCGUCACCAAGGUCUACAGUGAGAGUAGUCUUCCUGUGACCUUCGGCUUGGAGACCACUGAGCCGCCAGUACCGUUUAGGAUCGAUCCAAUCACUGGGGUUGUGACUGUGAAUGAUACGCUGAUUGAUAAGGAGAACAAAACCUACUCACUAUGGGUAACAGCGAACGACGGCUCCAUACCACAGAAAUUAGAAGUCUACGCAACAGUCUCCGACAAAUCCGGCAAGAGGCCGAAGUUACCUCAUCCACUGAACUUGAACUUCCCUGCCUACCCCAGCUUACCUAUACAACCAAAGUUUACGAGGACAACACAAAGUACUACCAAAGCAACUCAUAUUUAUGUAACAGUACCUGAAGUGACAACGUCACUGGCUACUCUAAGUCCUCCAAAUCCUCCUGACGAUGUUCCUGGGGGUAUGAAUAUAGUUCAGAACGAUGAUGGAACGACCAGUACUGAAGCUCCGAAUAAGAAUCCUACGAACAACGAUGUGCCUUUGACGAUGGUGCCUCUGGUGGCGAUAGGAGCUCUCGUAGUGAUUGUUGCUGUAGUCAUACUCUUCGUAUGCAAGAAGAAUAAUGCUCAAAAGAAGGAUAGCAAAAAGGAUGAUAUGAGUAAGGACUCGAGUGGGAUCGUCCUUCAAGACGCAUCGCUUAAUAUGUGGGACCAUCCACGCGCGUACUCCAAUCGUUAUGAAUCUUGGGACAACAAUCAUUUACAGUUGUCGGAGGAAACGUCGAUAUCAAAAGACGACCAUCCACCGGACAAGUGGGAGUUCCCUCGACAUAAGCUAAGGAUCUUCAACAUCGUGGGAGAAGGUGCCUUUGGCCAGGUGUGGCGAGCUCAAGCUACGGAUAUUGGUGGAAAGAAAGGUGAACAAACAGUUGCAGUGAAGACACUAAAAGAAAAUGCUUCAGAAAAAGAAAAAAUCGAUCUUCUACAAGAACUAUUGGUUAUGAAGAAUUUGGACUACCAUCCAAAUGUAGUCCAACUGAUUGGAUGCUGUACUGAAAAGGAACCCACCUUAGUAAUAAUGGAAUUUGUAAGCCUUGGCAAGCUCCAGCAGUUCCUCAGAGACUCCAGAGCUGAACGUCAUUACGGGAACACCCAUGGAAGCCAGUUCCUUACAUCUCAGGAUCUCACGAAGUUCGCCUUCCAAGUCGCGAGAGGAAUGGAUUUCCUUAGUUUGCAAGGGAUAAUCCACCGAGACUUGGCAGCGAGGAAUGUGCUGAUCACAGAAGACAGGGUGUGCAAAGUGGCAGACUUUGGCUUCGCCAGAGAUGUUGGUGAUACUCAUGUGUAUGAGAGGAAGAGUGACGGACGACUACCCAUCAGAUGGAUGGCGCCUGAAUCUUUAUACGACAAUAUAUUUAGUGUCAAGUCCGAUAUUUGGAGUUUUGGCAUCUUGCUGUGGGAGAUUGUGACCCUCGGCUCAACACCGUACCCUGGACUAUCAGCUAACGACGUCAUGAAAAAGGUCAUUGAAGGUUAUCGUCUCGAGAAGCCGGAGCACUGCCAUCGGGAACUUUACAACAUAAUGUACUACUGUUGGGAAGCAGAACCUAAAGACAGGCCAGAUUUCGCAGACAUCGUUAAUAGAUUAGAACCUCUAAUUAAUAAGGAUAUGGAUUAUAUACAGCUGGAAAGGUUUCCGGAUCAUUCUUAUUAUAAUCUUCAACAUUUAGAUGGGGAGAAACUAUGA